Messenger RNA from Gossypium raimondii (Peruvian cotton), 1912 nucleotides. Its product is annotated as laccase-7. Gene Ontology annotation, molecular function: hydroquinone:oxygen oxidoreductase activity; copper ion binding. Gene Ontology annotation, cellular component: apoplast. Gene Ontology annotation, biological process: lignin catabolic process. The transcript is spliced from 6 exons. The record is from RefSeq and is a predicted model, not a curated record. Bases 40 to 1734 code for a protein of 564 amino acids. NCBI's taxonomy places the organism in Eukaryota, Viridiplantae, Streptophyta, Magnoliopsida, Malvales, Malvaceae.
UUCUCCUGUUUGGUCUUGGCUUUAAGCCCUCCAAUUAAAAUGGAGCGCCAUUUUUUCUUUUCUGCCUGCGCUUUGCUUCUUCUGGCUGCUUCAACAGCUUCACCUGCUAGAGUAGUAGAGCAUAAAUUCUAUGUGCAAAAUUUGACUGUUAAUAAGCUAUGCAACACCCAAAUAAUUACUGCAGUCAAUGGUAGGCUCCCCGGCCCAACAAUUCGUGUUCAAGAGGGCGACACGUUACUUGUUCAUGUCUUCAAUAAGUCACCUUAUAAUUUGUCUAUUCACUGGCAUGGAGUGUUUCAAAGACUGAGUGGGUGGGCAGACGGACCCAGCAUGAUCACUCAAUGUCCAAUUCGACCUGGAUGUAAAUACAUAUAUAAAUUCACAAUCAUUGACCAAGAGGGAACCCUUUGGUGGCAUGCUCACGUCUCAUUUCUCCGUGCCACCGUCUACGGUGCACUCAUCAUACGCCCCAGAGGUGGCCACUCUUAUCCAUUCCCUAUGCCCUACAAGGAAGUUCCCAUCCUUUUAGGUGAGUGGUGGAACACUAAUGUCUUUGAUGUGGAGAAGCUGGCAGUGGCUACGGGCGCUGCCCCAAACCUUUCCAUUGCUUAUACAAUAAAUGGAUGGCCCGGUGAUCUUUACCCAUGCUCUGAAAAUCAAAUGUACAAGCUUAAGUUGUUGCAAGGGAGGACCUAUCUCUUACGUAUCAUCAAUGCUGCACUCAAUCACGAGCUCUUUUUCAAGAUAGCCAAUCAUAAGUUGACGGUUGUCAGCAUUGACGCCCGCUACACUCAGCCUUAUGUCACCAACGUCGUGGUAACUGCCCCUGGACAGACGGUCGACGUUUUGCUAACUGCGGAUCAGCCGGUCGGGUCAUAUUACAUGGCCGCUACAGCAUACGCAAGCGCUGAUGGUGUACUAUUUGAUAAUACUACCACAAGGGGUGUCCUCGCCUAUGAUGGUGCUCCGUCGUCGACAACGCCUCUAAUGCCAGUCCUUCCGGAUUUUAAUGACACUCUCACGGCGCACAAGUUUUACAGCAACCUUACUGGGUUGGUUGGUGGGCCUCACUGGGAGCCGGUCCCGCUUAAAGUUGAUCAUGAGAUGUUGGUGACCAUUGGGUUGGGGCUGGAGCCCUGUCCGGCAAACACAAGUUGCAAGGGUCCAAAACUCUCGGCCAGCAUGAACAAUGUAUCCUUCGUGAGACCUACCAGCUUGUCCAUGUUGCAAGCCUUUUUCUUCAACGUCAAUGGAGUUUACACCACUGAUUUCCCUGCUAAGCCCACCAUUGAAUUUGACUACACCAACGCUAGCAUUAACAACAACAUUCCGAUGCUGUUUGCCCCCAAAGGAACCAAGGUGACAAAGGUUAAGUUCAACUCAACUGUGGAGAUAAUCUUUCAGAACACAGCUAUCCUUGGUGUAGAGAAUCAUCCCAUGCACCUCCAUGGCUUUGACUUCCAUGUAUUGGCUCAAGGGUUUGGAAACUAUAACCCUGCCACUGAUAGAAAGAAGCACAAUUUUAUUAACCCACAAAUGCGCAACACAAUUGCUGUGCCAGCAGGUGGAUGGGCCGUAACCAGGUUUACAGCUAAUAAUCCAGGUGUAUGGGUACUGCAUUGCCACCUCGACAUGCACCUCCCAUUGGGCCUUGCCACUGCCUUCGUGGUUGAGAACGGCCCAACGCCGGAAACAACCUUGCCUCCACCUCCGGUGGAUCUACCACAGUGCUAGAGAUAAUCUAUUAUUUGACGACGAAAAACGUUGAAGUGUUUCUUUCUAUGACGCACUACAUUUUUUCUUCCUUUAAUUUGGGUUUUCUUUUAACAAGGUUGAAAUUAUUCUUUCUGUUAUUGUUGUUUUUGGGCUUCACUCUCAAUGUUUUGAAUGCAAGAUAUUGUCGACGUAAUAA